Homalodisca vitripennis (glassy-winged sharpshooter) is the source of this 708-nucleotide messenger RNA. RefSeq names its product ATP-binding cassette sub-family C member 2-like. The record is from RefSeq and is a predicted model, not a curated record. The transcript has 4 exons. The coding region runs from base 231 to 602 and encodes 123 amino acids. NCBI's taxonomy places the organism in Eukaryota, Metazoa, Arthropoda, Insecta, Hemiptera, Cicadellidae.
GUUAUAACCUCACAGCUGAUAACCGCGACGCGCGGGUAUAAUAGGCGUAUUGGUUCUAAACGCCAAUUUAUUAUUAUUGUACGUUUUUGUUUCAGUUCAUUGCACAAUACAGUGUAUUGUUCAAUUGUGCGAUUUUGUCACAUAUUGUACGCAUAGUGUUCUCUCAUCUUGGUAUAGCUCUCAAUCAUAAACCGGAUAAUUUUUAUAACCUGUAGUUUCAAAAUUAAUUCAUGUCUUCAGAUGAGGAUGGUUUCUGCAAUUUUAGUUUUUGGGACUCCAACAUCUCCUGGGAUACAGACAAUCCUCGGCUCCCCUUGUGUUUCGAGAAGACAGCUCUGGUGUGGGGACCAUGUCUGUUGCUCUGGCUGUUCACACCUCUCGAGCUGUUUGUUAUAUUCAGCAGCAAGUGUAGAGAUGUGCCUUGGGGGUUCACAAACACUACAAAACUGAGUCUCAACUUGGUACUUAUCGUAUUGAGUGUUACCAGCUUCGUCUGGUCACUGACCCUGAGUAUGGCAGGAGAAAAGGUUUACCCUGUUGAUCUGUGGACUCCUGCUGUAACUUCUGCUACUUUUGUGUUGACAUUGGUACUGCUUAUUUGAGACAUGCGAAGAGGACUCCAGUCUUCAGCAGUUCUGUUCUUGUUUUGGCUGGUUUUAAGUACGGUUGGCCUCACAGAAUUCUUCACAGAAUUUAGAGACGUAGAAU